AUGUACCAUGAAUGGGAAGACUCGAUAUUACUUGAUCCAAAAGGUCCAUACAAUAAAGAUUUACCAAAAUAUAAAAGAGCUGAAGCUCCGUUGGCUUGUGAAUUUAAGCAAUUAUCUAAAUUGGAACAGGAUGUUAUAAUGAAUCCGUACGCAGCAAUAAUAGCUUCUCCUAUAAGGCGUUGCUUCUAUCACGAACGAUGGUUUCCGAAUGCAUAUGAUGAGAAAACGAAAUCCACGUGGUUAGUUCCAGAUUUUGAAGAAUACGGUGGUAUUAAACGACCUGGGAAAGGAAAAUGGUUGAAACUUAAUUCUACUGCAAUACAAAAAGCUACAAAAGAAGGGAAAUAUAAAUAUAUUGAUCCUCGUGCAUUCUGGAGACCGGAUAUGCACAACCAUGUUUGGAAUAUUUUAGUAAUGCGAGCUACAGAUAGGUUACAAAGGUUUUUUAAUUCUGUGGCUACAAAAUCAUUUCCAGCAAAACGAGAUCAAGUUUUAUUACGUGUUCUUCCUGGUGCCUCAUCAAAAUUAAUAUCAAAUAAUGAUACAAAUAACAAUAUAAUAAUGAGUAAUGAUAAUGAUUCAAUUCCUUUUUCAUAUAAGAUUAAAGAUGUGAGUUUAAAUGAUAAAGAUAAUGAGGAUGGUAAUCAAAGAUUUUAUAUAGAUAAUGAAAAUCCGAUAAAUGGAUUACAAUGUGUGUUCAUUCUUGAUCAUCCAAAACAUGAUGAAAUUUUAUGCAAUAAUUCUGAACUAAAAAAUAAUAAUGACAACAGUAUAAAAAACUUAUCAAUAUCAUCAGAGGAAAAACAACAAUAUCAAGAAACAUAUUUGCAAAUACCACAAAAACCAUUUGGAACAAUACAUCCUGUGACUUUCCUUGGAAAAAACAAUAAAAUGUUUACACAAAAUGUACCAUUUUAUAAUGUUCAAUAUAUUUGGGGUAGCAGAGGUGUUGGAAGAUUUAAAGGUUUUUUGAAAAUUCCUAAAUAUGAAAAUCCAAUGUUGGGAAUGAUAACUCAUAGACACACUAAACAAUUGGCUAUUUCUUUGUGGAAGUUAAGGGGAUUUGUCAUAUAA
Molecule: messenger RNA, 1074 nt
Organism: Cetraspora pellucida
Lineage: Eukaryota; Fungi; Glomeromycota; Glomeromycetes; Diversisporales; Gigasporaceae
Source: the annotation of a GenBank genome assembly